AUGACAUCGCCAUUUCCUGCCAUCGAUGUGCCCUCUGUCGACCUCUGGUCCUUUCUCUUCGAACGUGGCGACCGCCCGUAUCCCGAGCAGAAGGCCCUGUUCACCGAUGCUGACACCGGUCGCUCCCUGAACUAUGGACAGAUUCGGCAGCAGGCUUUGACUUUUGGCCACUCGCUGCGCCGCAAAUGGAACUGGCAGAAUGGCGACGUGCUGGCUGUCUUUGCCCCUAACUCUAUUGAUUUGCCUCCUCUGAUCUGGGGUACCCUGGCUAUCGGCGGUGUUGUCUGCCCUAUCAACCCCAGCUACCGUGCCGAGGAGCUGCUACACCCGCUGAAAGAUGCGAAGGCGAAGGCUCUGGUGACGCAGCGCGCGCAGUACCCCGUGGCCAUGGAGGCUGCGAAGAAGGCCGGUCUGCCGGCUGAUCGCGUUCUCAUCCUCGAUGAGCUGCCGCGCGAUAUGGCUGAGGAUGGCGUCACUUACGGACCGCACAAGGCGCCCGUCGCGCGACCGGACACCGACCUGGCCUUUUUGGUCUACUCGUCCGGCACGACGGGUCUGCCCAAGGGUGUGAUGCUGUCGCAUCGCAACAUGGUCGCAAAUCUGUUGCAGUCGGCAUCCGUCGAUCAGGGCGUUCUCGCCUGGAACAAGGGCCUCAAUGGCGAGGGGGAUCGCGCUCUUGCGCUUCUCCCAUUCUUCCAUAUUUACGGCCUCACUUAUCUCCUCAACCACACUAUCUACCUCGGUCUACACACUUUUGUCAUGCCGCGCUUCCAAUUUGACGCCUUCUGCCGCACCGUGCAAGACCAGCGCAUCACCUACGCGUACGUCGUGCCUCCUGUUAUCCUGGAACUGGUAUCCAACCCCCGUGUGUCGCAAUACGACCUACGAUCUCUGCGCAUGAUGCUCUCCGCUGCUGCGCCCCUCGCCACGGAACUCAUCCACGCCCUGCGCGAAAAGCUCGACCUCUCGGUCCGCCAGGCCUACGGAAUGAGCGAAUGCGCCCCGUGCACUCACAUGCAGACAUGGUCCGAAGCGCGCUCACACCCCGGCUCCGUCGGCCGUCUCCUCCCCAACAUGACGGCCAAAUACGUCCCCGUGGAAGGCGAAACUGGCCGCUCCGCCGAACUCUGGGUCAAGGGUCCCAACGUGUUCCUCGGAUACCUGAACAACCCAAAAGCCGACGCCGAGUCCUUCUCCGAAGACGGAUACUACAAGACCGGCGACGUGGGCUACGAAGACAAAGACGGCCACUUCUUCAUCACCGACCGCGUGAAGGAACUCAUCAAGUAUAAUGGUUUCCAGGUCGCGCCGGCUGAGCUGGAGGAUAUUGCAUUGGGUCAUCUCGGCGUGGCCGAUGUUGCCGUGACGGGUAUUAAGAGCGGACAGUCUGGGACGGAGUUGCCCAGGGCUUAUGUGGUUCCUGCGCCGGGGUAUUCGGCUGGUAAGCCGUUGGCGGAUGAGAUCAUUGCGUUUGUGGCGGAGAAGGUUAUUAGUUAUAAGAAGUUGAGGGGUGGCGUGCAUUUUAUGGAUGCAAUUCCUAGGAACCCGUCGGGGAAGAUUUUGCGGAGGGAGUUGAAGAAGUUGGAUCGGGCUGCGAAGUUGUAG
Molecule: messenger RNA, 1605 nt
Organism: Aspergillus melleus
Lineage: Eukaryota; Fungi; Ascomycota; Eurotiomycetes; Eurotiales; Aspergillaceae
Product: acyl--CoA ligase
Exons: 4
Coding region: 1-1605 (534 amino acids)
Biological process (GO): secondary metabolic process
Molecular function (GO): CoA-ligase activity
Source: RefSeq, a predicted model, not a curated record